Molecule: messenger RNA, 1104 nt
Organism: Aspergillus heteromorphus CBS 117.55
Lineage: Eukaryota; Fungi; Ascomycota; Eurotiomycetes; Eurotiales; Aspergillaceae
Exons: 4
Coding region: 1-1104 (367 amino acids)
Biological process (GO): fatty acid biosynthetic process; secondary metabolite biosynthetic process
Molecular function (GO): phosphopantetheine binding; fatty acid synthase activity
Source: RefSeq, a predicted model, not a curated record
AUGGAACAUGUUUCGGGUGUCGAUGCCAUCGUGGAAGUCGGACCUCAUGCUGCCCUCCAGGGACCCACGUUACAGACUCUCUCCACGAUCCAACCUGAACAUGCCGAUAUGCCUUAUAUUUCCCUAGCUAAUCGCAAAUAUGGCGGCGUCGAAGCCCUUGCUCUGGCGGUGGGCUCGUUCUGCGCGUAUCUCGGAGGCAGAGUUCUUGAUAUUUCAUCCUAUGUCCGGCUAUUCUCCCCGGCGCGGGAUCUAAUAUAUCUUCCGGAUUACUCUGCCGUUCCGCGGCUGAGCGACGCCUACAUCCACCUUCCCUUGCCCGUCCACCCUCUGCUGGGAGCGACCAGUCCGGAGACCGGAGAGGGCGAGUGGCGAUGGCGGAACUGCCUGCGGCCGCAUGAUCUUGAAUGCCUGGACGCAUACCGAGUGCAGUCCCAGACCGUGUUUCCAGCUACCGGCUAUAUUACCAUGGCGCUCGAGGCAUCCCAGGCCAUGACUGGGCGACGGUCAAUUCGACCCAUGGACAUCCAUGGUCUGGCAAUUGAUCGCACGAUGACCAUCCCCGAUGAUACUCUCGGUGUGGAAAUGCUCUUUACUCUUUCGCAGCUUGACGUUACGCUUGGGGCCCAGAAAUCCACACUUCUGCCUCCCAAGGGCUCAACCGUGUCGGGAAUGCGGCCUGUAGACUCGGACCAUUUCUACGACGAGCUAUCGAAGAUUAUGGGGGGGUCUGGACAUGAGAGACCCGGCUCGGUUCCCCAAUGUGCUCUGGUACCGCAACCCCAAGAUGUGGCCAUUGUUGCUGGCGCGGCCAACUCGUCGCAUGUGGCGGAGAUCAUCGCCGAUGGGUUUCGGGGGAAAUUGCGCCACAAGCUGCAUCUCCCGGGCGAUUCCGCUCUUGCAGGCACGACCUUACUAACGGAGGUUGGAGUCGACUCGCUCGUCGCGGUCGAUCUACGCAUGUGGUUCGUGAAGGAGUUGGGGGUUGAUGUGCCGGUGUUGCAGCUCCUGGGGGGAUCAUCCAUCGAUGUCCUGGCUGGAGGUGCGGCUGAUCGCCUCGAUCCGGGGUUGGUUCCUUUGAUUCAGACGGCAUUGGCCGCGGCCUGA